GUCUGAGUUCAUGCAUCCAAAUGCACUCCAUUUUAUUGCCAUUGAAACCUGUGCCAGACUGGCAUAGCAAGUAGAGCAAAUGGAGGCAGAGGGCACUGCCCACACUCCCCUUCCCUCCCUCCCAGGGUUACAAGGGAGAGCCUCGUGCCCGCGGAAUGCGCGAGCACCACCACUCAGCAUUGCUUGCAGACAGCAGGAUGUUUUGAAUCCGAGCCGUUGGUGACGUAGUUGUGCGCGCGCCAAUUCAAACAGCGGUUUGUGUGAGUGAGUGUUGGGAGACAGCGGGAUCGGAUUAUCGUACUGACACACGGGUUACACACAGCUCGGUCAUGGAGGGACCCACUGUACAGGAGUUGGACUCCAUGCGGUACUCGAUGCUGCAGAAACUGGCCAAGACCAACGGGCUGAAAGCCAACCUGAGGGUGAGACAGGGGGGAGCUCUGUGAAUGCAGGGUUUGAUGGAGGAGGGAGCUCUGUGAAUGCAGGGUUUGAUGGAGGGGGGAGCUCUGUGAAUGCAGGGUUUGAUGGAGGGGGGAGCUCUGUGAAUGCAGGGUUUGAUGGAGGGGGGAGCUCUGUGAAUGCAGGGUUUGAUGGAGGGGGAGCCUGGUGAAUCAGUGGAUGAUGGACCUGGGGAGCUCUGUGAAUGCAGGGUUUGAUGGACCCGGGAGCUCUGUGAAUGCAGGGUUUGAUGGACCCGGGAGUUCUGUGAAUGCAGGGUUUGAUGGAGGGGGAGCUCUGUGAAUGCAGGGUUUGAUGGACCUGGGAGCUCUGUGAAUGCAGGGUUUGAUGGAGGAGGGAGCUCUGUGGAUGCAGGGUUUGAUGGAGGGGGAGCUCUGUGAAUGCAGGGUUUGAUGGAGGGGGAGCUCUGUGAAUGCAGGGUUUGAUGGACCCGGGAGCUCUGUGAAUGCAGGGUUUGAUGGAGGAGGGAGCUCUGUGAAUGCAGGGUUUGAUGGAGGAGGGAGCUCUGUGAAUGCAGGGUUUGAUGGAGGAGGGAGCUCUGAAUGCAGGGUUUGAUGGAGGAGGGAGCUCUGUGAAUGCAGGGUUUGAUGGAGGAGGGAGCUCUGUGAAUGCAGGGUUUGAUGGAGGAGGGGAGCUCUGUGAAUGCAGGGUUUGAUGGAGGAGGGGAGCUCUGUGAAUGCAGGGUUUGAUGGAGGGGGGGAGCUCUGUGAAUGCAGGGUUUGAUGGAGGGGGGGAGCUCUGUGAAUGCAGGGUUUGAUGGGCCUGACAUGAACAUUUUUGGAAGGGGCUGCUCACUACACAUCUGUUGUUUAUUUAUUUUUUCUCUAAACAGCAAAUCUAAGCUCUAUAUAAAAGUAUGAAGGUUUGAAACAUUGUACAUAUGUUUAUCAACAAAGCAGAAGCAUGCCUAGGGACAGUCUAUGGAGAACACAUGUAAUAUGGAUCCUAAAAUAGCCACACACUGCAGCAUAUGUUAUUAGCAUCCUGAUAAACCCUAUACCAAUAUUUGUUAUUGUGUGGCUGACUAAGAACACAAAAAAAUAUAUAUUCGCAUUCCAUCAACUGCCAAAGUGUCUUUGAUCAUGGCCUGUGACUAUUAUAUGUGAGAACUGAUGAUUAUAGAGAUUGAGACAACGUGGCCAGAAGUAUUGCUGGUGUCAUAGGAAUUUGACAGCUUUUAUUUAGAGCAAUGGUAAGACAAGAGAUUCUGACUUGCAAAAGACUGUAUUGUGUUUGAGAUACUAAAUCUUUCCUUCCCCCUUCUUUACAGGCAGAUAAAUUGCUCAGAAGUUUGAAAGAGCACUUCCAUCCGGAGACAAAAACUGUGAAUGUUAGCACUGUAAGUGUGCGCCUGUUUGAGCAUUUUGUUCUUUUGCCAUAAUUGUUAGCAUUUUCAAUUUGUAUUAAAUUAGGUUUGUACAUGGCAUCAUUUAUCAUUUUUCGUUCAAAUUGCUAAAAUGGUUUGACCCAGGACAAGUGCUUUUUAGCAACAUAACCACUACCGUUUACAAUAACAUUUACUGUUUGAUGCCUGAAUUCUGGCUUGCAUGCCCUCCCUUCCGUACAUUUUUGUUUCUGUACUAACAAAGUCUUGCUCUUUGUGUCUGGAAGUACAUUCCAGAUGGCAUGACAUAUGCUCCUGUCUGACCAGUAUUUCUACUUAAAUGGACUCUCUCAUUACAGGAUUCAGACAGUAGUGAUUCUGCUAAAGAUAUGGCUGAAUUAAAUGGCACUGAUGAUAAGGAAGAGACUGUGCCUGUAUCACAUGUUACACACAGACGUGGCAGGCGCAAAAGAUACAGCUCUCCUACACUGGAAGUGAAUGACAAUACUUUGGGAACGAAGGAGUUGCAAUUGGAGGUACCCAUCUCUGCUAUGAGUAAUCACCCAUUCUUUUGUCAAGAAUGCUAUUCGUGAUUUCAUAGCAAAAUUAUUACUGCAGUGAAAAAACUUUUCUACCACUGUCACUGACUAGCUAUCACUUGGUCAUAUCCCAUAACAUUUGAUGGUAUGGCAACCAAGUAGGCAAUAGGGUGCUUGUAUAACUGGUGUUGCCUGAUAAAAGAAAAUUGUAUAUCAAAUCAUUUAUAACUGCCAAUUAUGCUGGCCAGUCUCACUCAAGGCAGCUUUUUAUCUCAAAUUCACUCCUUCGCCUGUGGGUUUUUAGGAUUUAAAAGAUUCAUGUGGGGGGGGGGUCCUUCCCAGUGGUAGUAAUGUAUCUAAGAAUAAAGGGCAUAUGUUUUAAAGCUAUUUCCAUCUUCUAAAUCAUCAGGUAGAAGGUCUUAGUAAAAUGGAUAAAGAACAAAGUGAUGACUCCAACUCUGAGAUACCGUCUGAUUCUGAAAGCAAGAAAAGAAAGCGACCUUUUGUGGAAGAGGCAAGUGAGCAGACUUCUUUGGAAACUGUAGGAAACAUUAAAGAUCAACAAACAAAAUGUAAGUCUAUAAAGUAAAAGUGCCUGGUUAACAUUCAGAAGUCAUCUGUGUUGGACGAUCAUUAAUUGCAUUGUGUUUGAAGUGUUGCUAUAAGGGAUUACACUCAGACUUACUAUAUCAAUAUACCUUCAUGCACUACUAAACCGAAAUAACUGGAUAAGAAACAUUAGAGUCUAUAGCUCAGGGCGUAUAAAUUACAAGCCUUUUUAAUGGUCAGCUGUCCAACAAUAAAGUGGGAUGUCUGCAUCCCAAAGUUUCUGUACCACGUUGCUAAUUUUCAGUUCACUUCAAAUUGCCAACAGUUCACAUUUUAAUGAAUAACCCAUUCAAAAAUGUACUUGCCCUAUAGUUUCAUUGUCUGUUGGGAAAAAAGCUUUCUAAGAAAUUUUCACUACUCCUAUGUAAACAUUCAGUUGUCCUCAGGAAGGCAUUGACAACACAAGCAAUUCAUGCCUCCUUUAGUGUUUGUUUACACUUUUGAUCCUGUCUUCCACAGCAGACACUUGUGCACCACCUGGUGGGAAGAUUCCAAGAUACGCAGGUCGUUUGCCUAAACCCAGCUCAAAGCCCUCUACACCAAGUAUGUCAAUGUUACUCUUUGAAAUUAUUGAAAGCAAUGUUGUCUUUUUCAGCCAGCUUUAAAUAUUAUGACUUUUUACAGAUUUCAAAAGGCUGCAUGAAGCACAUUUUAAAAAAAUGGAAUCCAUUGAUAAAUACAUGGAGAGGAAGAAGAAGCGGCUCGAUGCAGUGAGCAGUUCCAUUCAAGAGGUUAAGGUAAAUUAUUAUUAUAAUUAUUAUUGGUAUUUAUAUAGCGCCAGCUUAUUCUGCAGCUCUUUACAAUAAAUUGGCAUAGAUCACUGCAGAUGCACGAUUUUUGGGUUAUUGUCUAAAGUUAAGAUUGUUGGAAAUUUAAAGUGAAUUAACCAUUUUAGGCUAAAGAAGCCAAAAAGAAAACAUACCAUACUUGGAAUAUUUUCAGUUAGGCUAUUGUAGCCUGAAAUGUGAAAUGCACUUUAAAUUAGCGACAACUCACACUUUAGUAAUAAACUCCAAUAUGUAUCCUAUGUAACAUUUUAUGGAUAUUAGAGGCAGUUGAUUUUAAGUUUUUCCUUUACACUGUGCAUUUAUACAUAGAUGUUCUCUAUUGUUAGUGUAAAUUGAUUCCUUCAACAAAGUGUUCCAUAUUAAAAAGUAAGCCUGUCGGAAAGAAAUGGAGGAGGCUGCAGUCACUGGCACGUUUGCUUUUUAAUCAACUUCAAUAGAGUAAAUUGAUAUUUUAUGUAACCAAAAUCCUUAGGGAAAAAGAAGAAAUUGUUCCUUUUUGUGAACGCUGCCCCAACAAUAUGGAUGAAUUGCUAUAAAUCAACUUGAAUCUAAGUGCCUGACUCACAUAGCCGGCGUGCUGUUUUAAAGCCACUGACCUGUAACACUUGCCGCAUAGGACAUAUGUGGUAGAAUUUUGUAAGUAGAUUUGUGAGGGUAAAGUAGCUUGGGUUAUAAUCAGAUUUUCCGCGUUCAGAUUUCCCAAUCGUUACCUCUUAUCCUCAUGCUAUUCAGAGAGUAAUUUUUCAAUUCAAUUUGAUAGAGGCCCUCCUAGGAACCUAAAGCGUGUCUUAAUACUUUUGUUUUAAAUUAUUUUUUUACAAUUUAGUAUUCUUUACAGAUGCUGGCAAAAAAAUCAAACAUUCCUGUAAGUGAGAAGACACCAAACAACAAUUCCAAGGUGAGUUCUCCCAGAAAAGGAUAAUGAAUUGAGUUGUUCUCUGAAUCCUUCACAUGCAGGCUAUAGUUUGAAACAAGUUUAUUUACUAUACUCCAAAUGACCCUAUACUGAAUGCGGCAAAACAAUAUGCUUUGACACAGAACCACUCAGGCUGCGUAAUCCACUCUUCAGAAGAUUUAGCAAUGUGUGGAUUUUGCACAAGGGUCUCUUGGUAAAAACUGGAUCCAAACGUUAAAUAAAAAGCAGGCCCAGAUUUUAUAAGUCUGAACUAUUUAAACUCUGUCAGCACUAGCAGCCAGUGGGCAAAUAUUUAACAAAAUACUUGGCAGUUCAAGGGUUAAGCUUCACGGUAUUAGCCACUGCUUGCUAGCUAGUUGCCAUAGAAAAUAAAUCAAUGAAACAAACUAUGGAGGGGGGUCAAAAUAUGAGCAUGCUAUAAUUAUUAUACAGCGGUUUUAUACCUAUUAAUACUCAACGCGGUGAGCAUCUAAUGGCUGCUGAACUUUUCUGUCCCUCCAGUGAUGGUUAAUAUAUUUAGCAGAACAAAUGCAUUUAAGUCUGAAAUAAAUUGACUCUUCAGCCCAUAAUGCACAUCAACAUGUAAACAUAGAAACGUAGAAUGUGACGGCAGAUAAGAGCCAUUCGGCCCAUCUAGUCUGCCCCUAGUGUGCACUUUUCACAUGGUUAUUUACUAAACUCUGCUGUAAAUUAAAAGCCUAAAUCUAAAUUAAUAUUUCCAAGCAAUCUCUAUAGUGGAGCUGAUGAUUUUUUUUUUAUUUUUUUUUUAUUUAGCUACUUUUGUCAAUCUGUUUAAUUUGGUAUUUCGGAAUUAACUAUCAGUAUUACAUUGGCACUUACGUUUGUACCGUAUAACAAUGGUUUCUCAUCCCAUCUGCACAAUAAUUGAUUGUGUGUGUGUGUGUAUAUAUAUAUAUAUGUAUGUGUGUGUGUGUGUGUAUAUAUAUAUAUAUAUAUAUAUAUAUAUAUAUAUAUAUAUAUAUAUAUAUAUAUAUAUAUAUAUAUAUAUAUAUAUAUAUAAUUUUUUUUUAUUAUUAUUAUUUUUUUUAGAAGCAGUUAAAGGGAAGGCUUUCUUUAUUGAGCCCUGCAACUCGGAAGAGUAAUAUUUCCUCCGCUAAAACCCCAACAAGCCAGGGCCGAUCUGCACGCUGCAGUAUCGCCAAUAAAAGUAUCUUACUGGACAAGACUGUGUUCAAGCCAUCUGUGUUUUCAUCGUCAAAAAUGAACGUCCGGUAUGUUGAAAUUGCAGCAGAAAUUGUGAUAUUGUUACAUUCGUUAUACAAGCUGUAGUUAAAUUAAUUUACACCAAAAGCAAUCUUCAGCAUCCACUGUGUGGUUAAUCCUUACACAUGUUUAUAACAAUCACCAAAAUCGAGCCACCUUGCUGAACAGCAAUUCCAAAAGAGCUGUAUGCAAACUAAAUAUUGGAAUGUCACAUAAUAAAAGGUUUAGUGAUUUUUUUUUCAGGUUUUUAUCGACUGGUGUAAUUUCUAACUUCCAAAAAAAAGUGGUGGUUUCCGUUUAAUCCAUUCUCUGAUUAGAUUUAUGGUAUAGUGUGCUCAAUAUAUUCUUUGGUGUGACUGAAGUUAAUCAUUUGUAUCACUUUGGAUUAGGUUUUCCAUGGCAACAAAAGACAAUGAGCACAAGCAUUCUUUGACUAAAACACCCGCAAGGAAAUCUUCUGGCAUUGUGGCCGUCACUAGAAGUGAAUCUAGAAAAAGCGUUCCACUAACUUGGAAGAGCUUUCCUAUUGACACCGAUGGUCCAAAUAAUGAGCCAGGUAUUUCAGUUUAUUUGCUUAUUUUAAACUAUGAAUAAUGUAUUAUUCCUUAAUGUUCUUCUGCAUCAGCCACAGCUUGUGAUCGAUCGAUUUUUGCCAAGCUCAAAUGAUUUUAGAAAGAUUAGAACACCAGAUGUUCAUAUUUAAGACAGCAGUCGAAGCACCAUAAGUAUCCAGCUCAAUAUAGUGGUUAUAGCAUCAGAGGUCCCUUGGUGCUCCUACAGGAAAUCGUUGAACUUCUUAUUGAUGGUUUAAUACCAACCUCCAUCUCUAGUCUUUCUAAAGUAGAAUUUCCACUGACGUUCUGUCGAUUUUGUCCAUAUGAGGAUGAAGUGAAUUGGCUGAGAGCAUCAGCUACUGCUCUCAGCCAAUGAAACUCCUGCCAAACACAGGCAGUAUUGAUCUCCCUAAUACAGAUGGGGAAACUGCAAUAAAGGAACACUAUAGCGCGAUACAAAGGUGUAGGCACUAGUUGUUAUGGUGCCUAGACUGCCACUUAAUGUUUUAUUUUAUUGGAAAAUAUUGUAUUUUUUUUCUUUAUAGUUAAAGACUUUGCAUCACAACAGCAAUAAUAAGCUAUAGUAAUAAUGGUGCUUGGACUGGAACUGUACCAAUGUUAAAACCAUACUUCAAAAGGACCUUGAUAUGCUAUGUUUGUCUUUGAGUUUUAAAAUGAUUAGGUACUGAGCCAAAUGUACACGUUGUGAUCAAAACAAACAAAAACUUGAAUUUGCGCUAUAUGUCUGUUCAGGCGUAAUUUGCCUCUUUCAUAUUAUGUGCACCCACACUUAUUAUAUAUCAUUUUAUUCAGGGGAAACAGGGCUUUCAUUUAACAUCAAAUAUUUAGGUAUGAAACCAUUUAAUAUGAAUAAAAUAUCAAGUGGGAGAAAAUAAGAAUUAAAAAAAAAAGUUCUACGUAACAUUCUAAACGUGAAUGUCAUAAUACUGUUUGCUUUUACUGCAAUAAAAUACACGUUUGUAUUCUGUAAUGUCUCGUGUAAAACAGUACCCCCUAUGUACAGGUUUUAUUGUGUUGUGAGAAGUUACAGGGUCAAAUAUAGCAUGUUACAUUUUUCAGUUUUUCACAUUGAAAUUUGACAGAUUUGUUAAGUUGCCUUUGAGACCGUAUGGUAGCCCAGGAAUGAGAAUUACCCCCAUGAUGGCAUACCAUUUGCAAAAGUAGACAACCCAAGGUAUUGCAAAUGGGGUAUAUCCAGUCUUUUUUUAGUAGCCACUUUUGUCACAAAAGUUAGUGUUCAUAUUUGUGUGUGCAAAAAUGCACUUUCACUGACAAUAUCGUUAUAAUACAUUUUACUGUUUUGAAACACUAAUAUUUGUGUUCAGCGAAGUCUUCUGAGUAAAACAGUACCCCUCAUGUACGGGUUUUAUGGUGUCUUGGAAAGUUACAGGGUUAAAUAUAGUGCUAGCAAAUUAAAUUCCCUGGACUUUUGGCCUAGGUUGUCAGGCAGGUCCUGCAAAUUGCAAUUAAUAAAAUGACCUAAAUAUGUAAAAUUAUUAAUAUAUACAUACAUACACAUUUUUAUAUAUAGGUAUACUUAUGUAUAUAUAUUUUAUAUAAUAAUUAUAUAUUUAAUCAAUAUCAUUCUAAGUGUAUUUUGAUAGAUAUAUUAAUUAAAAUACACUUAGACAGUGUAUGUGUGUAUAUAUACACACAUAUAUAUGCCGUCCAUGUGAUCGGGAGGUCCUCGCGAUCACAUAGCCCAGGGGGGCUAAAGAGGAAGGAGGGGGAUUCCCUGGGCUCCCAGGUAAGUCCCCACACUGCGAUCGCCGGCGACCGGGUAAGUAGAAAGGAUGGCAGGGACGUGCUAUGCCGCCACCUGGCAUUUAGAGCCAGGUCCCAAAGGACGCCUAACGUCCUUAAGGGGUUAAAGGAACACUAUAGGGUCAGGAACCCAAACCUGUAUUUCUGACCCUGUAGUGCAAAACCCACCAUUUAGGUGGCUUGCCUGUCCCCUUAAAAGUUAAUAAAACUCACCUUAUUUCCCGUGCCGUGCUAGCCCUGCCCCUUUGGUGACAUAAUCAAAAUUGCAGAUUUUUAGCCAAUCCAAUGCUUUCCCAUUGGGAAACGCAUUGGAUUGGCUAAAAUCGGCAAGGGGGCACUGCCAAAUGCAGUUUUGGCCAAUCAGCACCUUCUCAUAGAGAUGCAUUGAGUCAAUGCAUCUCUAUGAGGAAAAUUGAGCAUCCCCAUGCAGAGCGUGAAGAUGCUGAACAGCACUGCUGCCUACUGUGCAGCACUGAGCCAGGAAGCAUCUCCAGUGGUCAACUGAGGAGUUGCCACUUGGAGGUGUCCCUAGGGCCAAUAUAAACACUGCCUUUUCUCUGAAAAGGCAGUGUUUGCAUGAAAAUGCCUGCAUAUAAUGAUUUUACUCACCAGAACAACUACAUUAAGCUGUAGUUAUUCUGGUGACUGUAGUGUCUCUUUAAGUCCUAGAUCCCACAAAUGCACCAUCACACCAUGUGGUUUGGAAAAAGGUUUUACUGUGACUUUCUGCAUUUGUCAUGUGCUAAUUUUGUCAUCUUUUGAUCUAGCAAAAACACCUUUCAAAUUUACCGGUAUGGAGGUGGAGACUCCAAAUACUAAUAAGAAAUCAAAGUUUGACCUUCAAGCGAGCCUAGCACGGCCCCUUGCAUAUGAACCCCACAAAGGUAAAUGCAUUUGCCAGCAAGUGUAAUUUUAAUACAGUGUUUUUUGUCUCUUCUAUCCCCUCACCUCCUUUUGUUUUAUAAAAAAAAAAAUAAAAAUGUAUGUGUAAUUUUUUUUUUGUACCCUGACAAAUCUUUCCUACAAAGCACAGCAACUAUAGUUCAUGUUCUGUAUUUGUUGUGACAGAGUAGGAAAACGGUCUGCAUGAGUUUUCUCAUGCUCGAACCUGUCUCUUGGCAUAUUGCUUGAUGCUCAGAAUUAAUUUGACGGGCAAUGGGAGAACCACAUUUUUGUCUUGUUUUAAAAAAAAAAAAAAAAAAAAAACUGAGCCAUUGUUUAAUUUUUCAUCCAAAGUGCAGUUGGGUGUACCACGACAGGCACGCUGUAAAAAACUCUACUGUAGUUUGAUUUCUAUAUAUAGUUCACGUUUCAAGGAAAACACAUUACAAUUUAUUGUGAGCAUAUGAGCAAUAUCUAUAGACCUUUGUUGAAAGGUGGUGCCCUUUACGUUUUGUUUUAAUAUGCAUUUGUAGUAUUCUAACAUUCCAGUUCUUUUCUCUUCUUUACUGAAGGUAAACUUAAACCAUGGGUGGCUCCUAAAGAGAAUGAGUCUACUGUAAAGGCCAAUUUAUCUGUAUUAAAAGCCACGUACAAGCAGCCUCACCUUCGCACCAGGUAACUUUAAAAACACAAACAAAAGUAAUGCAAUACUGCCAGAGUCCUCAAUCAGACAACUUAAUAUUUCUCCUUUCUCUUACCUCAAUAGGGAGGACAGGCGUUUGCAGCAGCAGGAGAACCGAAAGAAUCGGCGAGACAAAACUAUGGGUAAUCGAAGAGGGGUUGCUGUUCCAUGAAAGAAAAAACACGUUUUGUUUUAUAAAUCCUUGUAAAUAUGCUUUCUUCUUUUGUUUACCCCCUGUAAAUAGUAAAUUUUACCCUUAUAAAAAUCUGGAAUGAGAUUGGUAAACCCUAAUCUAACAUUUCCAGAAUUUAGCACUUCAUUAUCUUUGUGUUUAUGUUUAAACACCUGCCUCCAUGAGGAUAAGACUGGAAAAUGCCUACUACCAAUGCACAUUUUGCUUCUCUUACUGUAUUCUAAAUGGUUAUCGCUUAGUGUUGUUCACUAAAUUGUACAUUUUUGCUAAACCAAACUGAAUUUCAAAUUUUAUGCCACAAUAGUGGAAUUGUAAAAAAGUUAGUCUACUUUGUUUUUCACUUUGGCUGUUUUGGUCUAAAUUUUAAAAUUGACGUUUUAUCCCCAACAAUGUACACUUAAGUGAAUAACUGAAUUUUUUUUUUUAUAUAUACUCUAUAUUAAAUAUAUGGAGUGCUUUCUAGCAAUAGAAAAUUGAAUCAUUUGUAUAACUUUUUUUUAAUAAUGAAGCUGAAGCAAUUUAGACUUAAAAAUAAAAAAAAAUAAAAAGUACUUUAAUUACUAUCUUAGAACUGAUGGCAGAAACAGUUUUAAUUUUUUUUCACAAUUUUCUGGAAUCAAAUGAUCUGGUUUUGAGAAUUAAAGUAUUUUCAAAAUUGUUCAAAGACCGUAACAAAGUUUCUUAAUAAAGCUAAAGUACAUAUUCUGUUAUGCUUGCUAACCUGCAAUAGCCAAUCUUCACAUGAAUGCUUACCUGUAUUCUGCUGAGGACCGCUAAAUGGAAAAUUAAUCCUGUAAAGUUUAACUCCUACUCAGUUUGUUCUAUUCUUUAUACUCUAAAAUAAUAUUAAUAAUAAUAAAGUAUUUAAUCAGGAAAGGUACAUUCAGAUUAAUCUGGUUUUCAAGUGUCUUAGCCUACCAGUCAGGGGUUGUUAC
This is a messenger RNA of Pelobates cultripes (western spadefoot toad), 10890 nucleotides long. NCBI's taxonomy places the organism in Eukaryota, Metazoa, Chordata, Amphibia, Anura, Pelobatidae. The record is from the annotation of a GenBank genome assembly.